Mauremys mutica (yellowpond turtle) is the source of this 3112-nucleotide messenger RNA. Its product is annotated as olfactomedin-4-like. Lineage: Eukaryota; Metazoa; Chordata; Testudines; Geoemydidae. Gene Ontology annotation, biological process: signal transduction. The transcript has 5 exons. Bases 552 to 1964 code for a protein of 470 amino acids. The record is from RefSeq and is a predicted model, not a curated record.
UAGAGGAAGGGAGGGAUGCUCCUUUGACAUUGUAUGUGAAAUGAUCUAAAUUGAGCUGUUUUCACCCCAUCUGAGUUUAGAAGCAGGGUUAGGAAGAUGUUGUGGCCCAGGUUGUCUAUGCUCCUGAAAGGAUUUACAAUGAAAAUACUGAUAAAAGUCCAGUAAAGGGAAGCAGCUAUUCUCCCCUCCAGAAAAGAAUGCAUUUUAAGUAUUGAAGUCCAUCAUUUAAUCUGCCCGUUGUUCUCAGGGAGCCACAAAGCAAUAAAUACACAAGAUUAGAUACUGGGAUUGAGGAAGGGCUUUGUGUUACAAAAGGAGAGGGUGGUUAAUUUUUGACAGCAGGCAAUGAGAAAGUUAUGUUUGUAUAAUAGUCCAGUCACUCUCUGUGCUGUGGCUCACUCACCUGCAUGUCGUCAUCUUUGUGAGAAGUGUCAAUAAAUAUUAGACAAGUACCUCUUUCUAAGCACAAAACUCCUACCGGGGGAAUUCCCAGAGCACCCUAUAAAAGGGAUCCCACUGUCCUUUCUCAAUCAUAUCUGUUUGCUGAGAAGAUGAAGUGUGUAAACUUGGCUGUGCUGCUGGUGUUUCUACAAAAUGCCAUUGCAGUGAAUGCAGCCAACACCAUGCUCCAGAAUGUGCCAUUUGCCAAUGUGACUGGCUCUUUGAAUGACAAUGGAGUGUGCCAAUGCUCAGUGUACCUGCCAGACACCGUGUUCCCUGUGCAGAAGGUCGAGAUGCUGGAAAUCACAGCCCAAGUGCUUUCUGAGAAACUUGAAAGAGAACUCACUAAAGUUAGCCAAUAUACUAAAGCAAUUGAGACGUAUGAACAGAAAAUCCAAAACCUAACGAUCAAGGUGGAACAUAUGGAGUCAACCAGUGUUUCUUACACAGAGUUGGACUUUCAGUUACUGAAACUGGAAAUCAAUGAAAUGGAGAGACUGGUCACUCAGCUGAAAUCCACACUUGUUGGAAGCAAUGUGAUUGUUGAACAACUAUAUGUGGAGAUCAAGAAUCUGACUCUCAUGGUAAAUGAUCUGGAAUCAUUGGACAAAAACAAUAUCCUUUUAAUCCGUCGAGAAAUUGUGGCUCUCCAGAAUAGAUUGAAGGAAUGUGAAAAACACAGAAAUCAAACCACAACACCCUCCUAUUUCCCACCAGGCAGCUGUGGUCAUGGUGGAAUUGUGAAUAUCAGCCAGCCCUAUGUUGUACAGCUGAACUGGAGAGGAUUUUCCUUCAAAUAUGGUUCCUGGGGUAGGGAUUACUCUCUUCGAACUCCGCAGAAGGACCUAUACUGGGUUGCACCUUUGAACACAGAUGGGAGACACUUAGAAUAUUACAGACUUCAUAAUUCCUAUGAUGAUUUGUUGCUAUUAAAAAAUGCUAGAGAGUUAAAAAUUCCCUAUGGGGGGGAAGGCAGUGGCACCACAGUUUACAAUAACUUCAUGUAUUACAAUAUAUAUAAUUCAAGAGAUAUGGGCAAGCUCGAUUUAAACACAAACACAUUGGCUGUGAGGAAAGCUCUGCCGAAUGCUGCUUAUGGUAACCGUUUCUCUUAUGCUGGUGUUGGGUGGCAAGAUAUGGACUUUGCUGUGGAUGAAAGUGGAUUGUGGGUAAUUUAUUCAACCGAGGACAGCACGGGUAACAUUAUGAUUAGCAAACUCAAUGAGACCACACUUGAUGUGCUCCAUACUUGGAAUACAAGGCAGUACAAGCCAUCCAUUUCCAAUGCUUUCAUCAUAUGUGGUGUUCUAUAUGCCACAAGACCUGUCAACACUAGGAAAGAGGAAAUAUUUUACAUAUACAACACAAACACUGAACAGGAAGGUAAAAUUAGCAUAAUUAUGGAUAAAAUGUUAGAAACAAUUCAAAGUAUCAACUAUAACCCCUCAGACCAGGUCCUUUAUGUUUACAAUGAUGGCUACCUUGUUAAACACAAUCUUAUUUUUCAACCUGUGUUGCAUUGAUAUGAAUAUAAACAACAACUAGAGAUCACAGAAAGUCUGAUUUUAUAUCCCUUUGGACAGUGUUAAUGUUAAAUUAAGGCCUAAUCCUACCAAGAGUAACUCCUGGGCAUAAGGUUUAUUACCAUGAGCUGUCCCAUUGAAGGAUAAUAUGCUCUAUGCCUGGUACAAGAUUAGGUUCAUAGCUUUUUAAUUGGUGUCCAGAUACAGUGGCAGCAGGAGUACUAGAAAUGCCUCUGCUAUAAACAUAGAUUAAAUAGACGAUUUAGUGACGGACAGAACAUGUAUCAUGAUAGGGAGAUUGCUCACACACUGAUGUGCAUUUGGAGGAAUGUCUGUAUUUGGAUAACACAUGGAAACUGAACUGCUGUUUUGUCAUCAUUGCUCAAAGUAUGCAAGGCCAUAAAUAUCAUAUUAAAUAUUGGCCUCAAAUAAUUACUAAAAGAUUAAAAUUAGAGGAGAAUUGGAACUUGAUCUUUAAAGAGCAGACCAUUGGUUAAGCUGAAGCUGUGGAAAUGGUUGCCUGGGCUCCUUCUUGCAACCCAUCAAUGUAUUUUAGGUGGCAGGGCACCAAUGCAUUACUUUCCUAAAGCUGCACUUCAUGAAAAAAAAAUAUUAUUAACCAUUUUUGGACAGUUGCAUUUUCUUAGCACUGUGUCCUGGGGGCCUGACCCAAAGCCCAAUGAAAGCAGUCCCUUGGUAUAUGGCACAUGCUGCAGUAGAACAUAAGCUAUGCCAUCCUACAUGCUCCAUUUAGUCCUGGAGUCCUUUUAGUCUGCAAUUUACUGUGAUCUCCAUUAGCAUCUUUCAAAAACACUCUGAAAACAAGGAGCCAAAUUAAUUGCCAGUAUAAUUCCAUUGGCAUCAAUUAUCUUACAUCGGGGGUGAAUCUGGCCCAUGAUCUAUCAGUUACAGAAUACUGAAGUUGGGAUAAAAUGAGUCAUAUGCUCUUUAUUUUUAAAAUGCCAUUUAUAAGGUUUUUGUACCAAUAUCUGUACUGUAAUCGUGUCAGAAAUAAUUAGAUGAACAGUUAUGAAAAUGCAGUAAAAGUUUGCUGGUUUUCUUUUAUUAAUUCUGUCUUUGUUUUAUAAUCUGGAUCAGCAGAUGUGAAUGAUUAAUUUUUGUUUAAUAAAGUGUUAUAAAAAUCCAAA